Cuscuta campestris is the source of this 1501-nucleotide messenger RNA. NCBI's taxonomy places the organism in Eukaryota, Viridiplantae, Streptophyta, Magnoliopsida, Solanales, Convolvulaceae. The record is from the annotation of a GenBank genome assembly.
AAAAAGUUCCACACUUGUUUGGUUGGGAGAGAGCGCCCAAGUAUCCAUGUAAAAAAGACUGAUGAGAAAUUGCUUUUCUUUGUAAAGCAGCUUUCUUUGGGAUUCUGUGUGUAAUGUGAUUCUUUGGACUUGUACUGUACAGCAAGAAGAAGACAUAGAGAAAGAGGAGAGGAAGAUGCCCAGACCAGGUCCUAGGCCGUACGAGUGUGUGAGAAGAGCAUGGCACAGUGAUAGGCACCAACCCAUGAGAGGAUCAGUCAUUCAAAAGAUUUUCAGAUGCGUACACGAGAGACACAGCGCCCUUACUAAGAAGAACUCAGAGUGGCAAGUGAAGCUCCCAAUUGUGGUCUUCAAAGCUGAGGAAAUUAUGUACUCCAAAGCUAAUUCUGAGGCUGAAUAUAUGGAUCCGGAAACUCUCUGGGAUAGGGCUAAUGAAGCUAUUGAUGUGAUAAUUCGGAGGGACGAGAGUACAGAGACUGGUCAGCUCUUACCUCCUUGUGUUGAAGCUGCUCUUGUUCUUGGUUGUGUUGCGGAAAAGACAUCCCGAAGCCAACGGAACAUUAAACCGAGAAGCUACCUACCCCCAAGAACUCAAGAACAUCAUCCUAUGCCUCCCAAAGUUAUCCAUCACACUUCAAAUGAUUGCCAUUCCAACUCACUCUCUCCUCAUUCCUCAAGCCACCCUACACUUGGAAGACCCACACUUAAUUCGGUCACUUUGCCUUCAGAAUCUAAUAAGCCGGUAUCACCUAACACGUUAAACGUGGGUGCAGUAUAUCCUCUGUAUCAUGGAACCAAUUUCUCACCAAAUCUUUCACUGUCAGGCUUCCAUGGGCCUACAAGCAAUCUGAUUUGUGGCAGGCCCAAUUAUCCAGAGGCCAACCAUUUGAAGAAUUUUUUCUCCAAAUCUAUUGAAAAUCAUGCUCAAAAUGAAAGAGCGGUUCUUGGUGGUGGACCCCAAGAGGAAUGCGAUUUGUCUUUGAGGUUGGGUCAGUCUUUAGACUGUGGCCUUCAUUUGGGAAACGCUUCUGUCCGGCCAAGUGAUGAUUCUAAUGAAAGAGGCAAGUCCAAAGUUGUAUCUGCCAUUAAUCAAAGAGAGUUUUGUUUCUUUAGACGGGAAUCUACAAACGAUUCUUCUAGAUUUCCCACGAGUUGGCGGGAGUCAGAGCGGGAAGGCCAGGACAUGGGGUUGAUUCCUAGGAAGCGUAAAGAGGGCCCCACUUUUGACCAUUUCAGUGGUCAACUGAAAAGACCAGGUUUGUAGACAAUCACGUAUCAUAAGUUGUAUUGUAAUUUUUUGAGGAAGGAAAAUUUUGGGAGGCCCCCAAUGCUUUCAUCAAAAGCCCGCAUUGCUGUUUCUGCAUAUAAUGCUUAACUAUGAAGAUCUAUAUGGUGUAGCAAAUAGAAGGAAAAGGCACUAAUAAAUUCUUAAGCUGACAAUAUAAAGGAGGGAGAAAGAGUGAGAAGAAAGAAAAGGUGAUAACAAAGUUGGGUUUUGCGU